UCACAUCCAUUGCUUUCCACACCAAAGCUUCAGGUCUUAAGCCAUGGCAGGAAGAGGCAUCCUCCAAAGUGAAACCCUCCUUAAGUAUAUCUUAGAAACCAGUGUGUUUCCAAGGGAACAUGCUCAACUGAAGGAAGUAAGAGAGGCAAUUGUUAAGAAGUAUGGCCACAUGAGCGUCAUGGGUGUGCCUGCUGAUGAAGGGCAGUUCCUAGCAAUGCUUUUAAAGCUCACGAAUGCUGUGAAGACAAUAGAGAUCGGUGUCUUCACUGGUUAUUCCCUUCUCACCACUGCUCUUGCAUUGCCCCAUCAUGGCAAGAUAAUUGCAAUAGACCCAGAUAAGGAAGCAUGGAGUAUUGGUUUACCUUUCAUCCAAAAGGCCAAUGUGGAGCACAAAAUCAACUUCAUUGAUUCACCUGCCAUGCCAGUCCUGAAUGAAAUGUUAACCAAUGGUAACCAUGAAGAAGAAGGUUUUGACUUUGCAUUUGUGGAUGCUGACAAGGAAAAUUACAUGGAAUAUCAUGAGCUACUAAAGAAACUAGUUAAAGUAGGAGGGAUUAUUGCAUAUGAUAACACUUUGAUGUAUGGAGCAGUUGCAAUGGGGGAGAAUGAUGAGAUGCCAUCAUUCAUGAGGAUUUGCAGAGGACCCUUGAUGAAGUUGAACAGCUUCUUAGCUUCUGAUUCCCGGAUCGAACUAUCACACAUUUCCAUUGGUGAUGGCCUUACCAUGUGUAAGCGUCUCUAUUAACAUUUUAAUUUCUAAACACACAAACUCUCUCUCUCUCUCUCUCUCUCUCUCUUAAAUCAGAGUUGGUAAGCAU
Molecule: messenger RNA, 818 nt
Organism: Telopea speciosissima
Lineage: Eukaryota; Viridiplantae; Streptophyta; Magnoliopsida; Proteales; Proteaceae
Product: flavonoid 3',5'-methyltransferase-like
Exons: 5
Coding region: 44-745 (233 amino acids)
Molecular function (GO): S-adenosylmethionine-dependent methyltransferase activity; O-methyltransferase activity
Source: RefSeq, a predicted model, not a curated record